Chondrus crispus (carragheen) is the source of this 418-nucleotide messenger RNA. RefSeq lists its product as hypothetical. The transcript is spliced from 3 exons. Gene Ontology annotation, molecular function: structural constituent of ribosome. The record is from RefSeq and is a predicted model, not a curated record. The coding region runs from base 1 to 339 and encodes 112 amino acids. Lineage: Eukaryota; Rhodophyta; Florideophyceae; Gigartinales; Gigartinaceae. Gene Ontology annotation, cellular component: cytosolic small ribosomal subunit.
AUGGCGCCCAAGCAAGGAAAGUCCGCGCAGAAUUCUGCCGCAACGGCAAGCCAGGCGGCUUCUAAGAACGCCAAGGGCGCGAAGAAGAAGAAGUGGUCCAAGGGAAAGGUCAAGGAGAAGGCCAACAACCUCGUUCUGUUCGACGAGGACACGUACGAGAAGCUGUACAAGGAAGCGCCCAAGUACAAGCUGAUCACGCCCUCCGUGCUCGCCGAGCGUCUGCACAUCAACGGCUCCUUGGCUCGCAUGGCCAUCAAGGAACUCAUGGCCAAGGAUGAGAUCCGUAUGGUGUCGCAGCAUUCUUCUCAGCUGAUUUACACCCGUGCUACAAACAUUUAAGGGCAAUAUCAACAUGUAGCGACCGCGUUGUAGAGCUUGUUCAACGCGCUGGUAAAUGUUGUAUCGUCUUCCUGUGUUG